AUGAUGACAAAGAGGUUGAAACAGAGGAGGGAAAGUCGGCGAUGUUUGAAAGGUGGAGGAGUCACCACAAUAUGCAGGCUAUGCGCGACAAAGACAAAAAAAAAGCAGUACGAAGCGUUCAAGGCUAACCUGGAAAUUGUUCACUCGACAAACAAGGCGAAGAAGUCAUAUAAGUUACAGAUGAACAAGUUUGCCGGGAUGACUAACGCCGAGUUUAAGAGCAAGCAUACUGGAUUGAAGGCUGCUCCGAAGAUCCGGCCAGGAAAAAAGUUUGUCUCCGAGGCCGAGUGGCCUUCCAAUUUCAAGUAUCGUAAUUUCACUGAUAUCCCUCCCUCUGUUGACUGGACAGCCCAAGGUGCCGUCACCCCUGUCAAGGAUCAAGGACAAUGUGGAAGUUGCUUUGCGUUUGCAACAGCAGAUUCAAUCGAAUCGUUACACUGGAUCAAAACAAAGCAGCUAGUAGAAUUAUCACCAAAAGAAAUUCUCGACUGUUCUUCUGUUAGUCCAUAUACUAAUAUAGGAUGUGACGGAGGGAGAAUGCACGAUUCCUACCAGUACGUCAUAGAAAAUAAAGGUCUAACUACAGAGAAGAACUACCCGUAUACGCCUGAGUUUGGGACUUGCAACGUCAAAAAGGAGAACGAUAUGGUGGUAGAAAUUCAUGGAUAUGAGCAGGUGCCUUUUAAUCAUGAGCAGUCUCUUAUGGCAGCAGUUGCAAACCAGCCUAUACAAGUUUCAAUUGAAUGUGAUGAACCUUUAGUAUUGUAUAAAGAGGGAAUUAUGAGCGCACCGUAUGGAACAAACAUUGGCCACGCAGUAUUACUAACCGGAUACGGUACGGAUCCUGAUGGAACCAACUACUGGAUAAUCAAAAACUCGUGGGGAGUAGAAUGGGGCGAGAAAGGAUACCUCAGAAUCCCACGUGGAGUUCCUGAAAAGGAGGGGUACGCCGGGGUAAAUAUGACACCUCACUAUCCGACCAUUGAAGAUCGUGGUAGUGAUCAUCAGGCAGGCGGCGACCCUAUUGUACAGGGUAGUAAAGAUCUCUAG
Messenger RNA from Lactuca saligna, 1050 nucleotides. Lineage: Eukaryota; Viridiplantae; Streptophyta; Magnoliopsida; Asterales; Asteraceae. The record is from the annotation of a GenBank genome assembly.